Molecule: messenger RNA, 1495 nt
Organism: Paramecium primaurelia
Lineage: Eukaryota; Ciliophora; Oligohymenophorea; Peniculida; Parameciidae
Source: the annotation of a GenBank genome assembly
AUGAUUUAUAUUAUAUUUCUUGUGUCUUCUGCAUUAAGUGCUAAAUCAAAUAGAUACAUCAAUCCAUAAACAGAUGUGAUAUAUGAAACAGUAAAAGAUUACAAUUACAUGGCUAAUUUAAACUAGUCCAUCUUAUUUCAAUAUGCUAAGUAUUAUUAAGAAUAAUUAGUUAUUAUGGCACCUAUUCUAUGUAACUGAUAUAAGGAAGCAAGAAUGAGAUUCCUUUAGCAUAAUCAAUAGAUGGCAAUUUUAGUUAAGGUUGUCAUCCAUAUUCAAGAAAAAUAGCACAAACAUAAUUAUUUAAUACUACUCCUCAUUUGCCUUUUGAAAGUCCAGAUACACUUUAAGGAAUAAUCACAUCAGUUUAUGCUGCAAAUUAUUUUGUAUUUGUUUUGAGAAGUGAUUUUUAAUUGUUUAUCAUGAAGAUAGAUUACGAUACAAAAAAUUAUGGUAUUUUAGGAUUUUCAUAAUAUUAAAUAAUAAAUUUGACUAAGGAAUUUGAUAAUAUUGAUGAAAGGUCUUAAUUAUUAAAUUCAGAAUUAUUAUGUAGUUAAUAUUUAAAAUAAGGAGGUUAAAUAUUUUGUUUUAUAAUAAGUGAAUAUGGAGUACUAUAAUUUUCAUAUAAUUAAAUUGAGUAAAUUAUUUUAAAAUAUAUAGGGAAAAGAUGAUUUCAAUUUCUAAAUUAUUUAAUCUGAAAAAUGAAACAAUUAAUCAUAUAUUUUUUAGUGAUGAAAAUGAUUUAUUAUUUAUAACAUAUCCAACAGCAGGAGUUGAUAUUUACUAAAUGAAUCCUAAUGGUAAUUUAGAUUUCUUAACAAAUAUUAUUCCCAGUGAUUCAAUUAAUUUAAAGUAAGCAAAAAUGGAUGAAACAUCUAAUCAUCUCUUUAUCUUAAAUGAAAAAUUAGGAAUUCAUAUCUAUAAUUUCAAUAAAUAAAAAUUAACUUUUGUUGAAAAUAAAAUGUAUAUUUAUAUAAAAGGAGGAGAUACAUUUGAUUUUCAUAAAAAUACUAUGUUCAUUUUAGCUUAAACAGAAGAUUCAUUAUAAUAUGCAUUAGAAAUAUUUAUUGAUUUUUAAGGAUAAUAAUAUUACUUCAAUUAAAUUCAUUAAUUUGGAUAAGAUGUUUAUGAUGUUUAUGUUGGUGAUUUAUUUGUUUUAUUUGUUGGUUCUGAUCGCUUGCAUUAAGUUAUAUAUCAUUCUGUAUAUAAAGAUUUUGAUGCUUAACAUGAAUCAUUCUUUUUUUCUGAUAUUGAUAUAAUUUAAGUUGAUGAAUUAAAUCCUCCUUGGAAAUAAUAAUUAUAUAAUGGUAAAGCUUUUGAAGAUGGAAUUUUAAGCAAUGUAAAUUUAACCUAUACAGAAACAUUCUUGAUUGGUAUAUCAGAAAAUGAAGUUAGUUUAUUUAGAUUAAGAUUAAUACCUCCUUGGGUACUUUGUAAAAUCAAUUUAAAUUUUGUUAAGUAUAAGCAAAUUUUAGUUUUGAAGGAGUUAGUGUUUUGA